Scomber scombrus (Atlantic mackerel) is the source of this 4886-nucleotide messenger RNA. It is a transcript of the gene rps6kc1, whose product is annotated as ribosomal protein S6 kinase polypeptide 1. The record is from RefSeq and is a predicted model, not a curated record. Gene Ontology annotation, cellular component: early endosome. Gene Ontology annotation, molecular function: protein kinase activity; phosphatidylinositol binding; ATP binding. Gene Ontology annotation, biological process: protein phosphorylation. Lineage: Eukaryota; Metazoa; Chordata; Actinopteri; Scombriformes; Scombridae. The transcript is spliced from 16 exons. The coding region runs from base 46 to 3402 and encodes 1118 amino acids.
UACAGCUAGCCGGCUGGUAGCUUUGGCAAUGUUGUUAUUAUCAGAAUGAUAUCGCAGCGGGACAGCGGAGAACUUGCUCGGUUUUAUACUGUCACAGACCCCAAGAAGCACCAGAAAGGCUAUACUGUGUACAAAGUCACCGCAAGGAUAAUCUCCAGGAAGAACCCAGAGGAUGUCCAAGAGAUAACAGUGUGGAAAAGAUACAGUGAUUUCCGGAAACUUCAUCAAAACCUCUGGCAGCUGCACAGGAAUGUAUGUAGCCAGUCAGAGCUGUUUCCUCCCUUUGCCAAGGCCAAAGUCUUUGGUCGUUUUGAUGACUCAGUGAUUGAGGAAAGGCGACAGUGCUCCGAGGAUCUCCUACAGUUCUCUGCUAAUAUCCCUGCUCUCUACAGUAGUCAGCACAUCCAAGAUUUCUUCAAGGGAGGCGAGGUCCACGACAGCUCAGAGCUCAUUGGACCUGCCGAGCCCUUUUCUGACUUCCUGGCAGACAGCUUGUCAGACUGCAGUUCUGAUGUUCAAAGAGACAUCAGCGGUGCAGAUGAUUUGACCAUCACAUCAGAGUAUGGAGGCCCGUCCAGUGACAGCGAUCUGACCUCCCUGGCUGUGGACACAGACUCUUUGGCAGAGCUGGAUGAUGGCAUGGCCUCAGGCCGCACCUCCCCAAACCAGCCACAGGGGGGAGCCACCAACAUUAGCAGCAGCUACAGCCCUCGCUUGCCCUCCCUGCAUGAACGCCGCACCCCAUCCCCUGCCACAGCUUCUGCCUCCUCAGCCCCUAACCCAGAGGUCAGCUGGCCUGGCCGGACGCCACUCUUCUCUGGCAGUCUGAGGAAAGCCAAGGAACUGAAAUCAGAUUACCUAGACAAAGCCAGCGAGCUCAUCAGUUUGGCUGUAGAGAAGGAGAAAGUACAAGACUACCAGGCAGCUUUUUCCUGCUACCGUAGUGGAGUGGACCUGCUGCUGCAAGGAGUGCAAGGUGAACCCAGUUCCACGCGGCGAGAGGCAGUGAAGAAGAAGACUGCAGAGUACCUGAUGCGUGCAGAGCAGAUAUCCAGUCAGCAUCUGAGAAGCGACAUGGGUCAAGGGUCAACACAAAGAGUGGCAAUGGGGGCACAGUGCUGCCCCUCCACCAGCAGAGGAGGGCAGCAGAGUCCAUCUGAGGAGCUGAGAACUUUCAGGGUGUUGGGAGUCAUAGAUAAGGUUCUUUUGGUCAUGGACAAGAGAACACAAGAGACGUUCAUCCUGAAAGGUCUGAGGAAGAGCAGUGACUGUGGGAGGACUAAGAGGACCAUCAUGCCUCACUCUGUGCCCCACAUGGUGCAGCUGAAGAAGUUCAUUGUCUCUGAAGACACUGUGUUCGUUUUGCUGCAGUACGCUGAAGGUGGAAAGUUGUGGUCUCACAUUGGAAAGUACCUGCGCACUUCCAGCCCAGAGGAGAGCUUUGAUAUUCCUUUCAUCCAAAAGAGCCACACAACAGCUGUACACUCUCCACAACACACUGUACCACAGCGCGGUACAGAUUCAGCCAGUUCUGGCUCAGGGCCUGCUACUGGUUCUGAUCCUGUCUCAGGGCUGCAGAAUGAAGGGAAGGACCUCAUCACGUCCUCUCAUAAAAGCAUUCUCCCUACCAGGAUUAUGAAACAAAUUGGAGCCCAAUCAGACUCUGGAGCCACCUCUGAGGAAGAGUGCACCAACAGUUAUUUAACACUGUGCAAUGAGUAUGAACAAGAAAAAGUAGAACCAGAUACACUAGAAGGAGAGGAAGAGAAGAGCGAACAGGAAAUGUUGUCACUGGAAGUUCCCAUUACUUCCUCACGUAGCCGCUCACUACUUAGCAACGACAGCCUCUCUUCACCUAUCAGCUCUCAGGAACUUGGCUUUUUCACCGAAUCUUCAGACAAAAGUGGCCCCAACCAUGAAAAUGAGCAAUACUUUGGCACAGGACAGGACCAAAGCGAAGUCUUUAGUCCUUUGCCCUCGCCUGCUGUGCCUCUGUCUUUGGAUCAGUCCAAACACACACCAAUGGAGUUUUUUCGUAUAGACAGCAAAGACAGUGCAAGCGAGGUGACCUGCCUUGACUUGGGAACCUCACAUAAACAGGUCCCCCUCUUUUCUACUUCUGACCUGAGCUCAGAUGUCACUGAGGAUCUUCCAGAGCUGGCUCAGGAGGUCAAGGGCCACAGUUCAGAGCUUUGGGGGUUAGACUGUAGUGAUAAAGGUUCCAAUGAAUCAGUGCCAGUCAUUUCAUUCAAAGAGGCAGUAGUCGAGGAUGAGGGUCACCCCCCAGACCUUUUGGUCAACCUGCCUGCAAUGAGCGGGACUGUAGACUAUUUACAGGAGGAAUUAGAGACUUCAGGGGUGAGUGUGGGUCUCGAGGCCACCGCCUCUCCUCAAAAGUUCAUCCAGCCCGAUGUUCUGCAGCUUCACAGCCAGCCGGAGGAUGAAGAGCAGCAGCCAUUAGAGCAGGAGCAUUCGUCUUUGUGUACAGCCUCUGAUACUUGUGAUACCAGUGCUGCAUCUUCCUCUUGUUUGACUUCACUGUGGGGCGACUACAGCUUGGCUUAUGGACAAAAGGCCUCAGAGAAGAUGGGGGUUGAUCCUUUAUGCCAAAAUAAUGACCUCUUGCUUGAUGCAUGCAUUCCAGUUACUGACUCUGUUAGUGAGAAACUAAAAGCCAGCACAGGUGUAAACACAACCACAGACGUGGUUCCGAACCCCCGUGGGAACAGUGAAGGCUCAAUCCCAGCCACAAACUGCACUGACACGUGUGCGGUGGUUCAGAGCUUAUUAGAUCUUGAUGGUGAAUCAUCAAGAAUUAUUAGUAACACAGGUGGCAGCGCAUUUGAUAAAGAAGUAUCGCGGCUGUUUGCAGAGCUGGACGAGCUGUCGUUGGCUGCAUCCCAAGCUCGUAUCCCGGAGCCGUUUGUACGAUGCUGGGCCGUAGAGAUGUUGACAGCCCUGGAUUCUCUGCACCAAGAGGGCAUCAUCUGUCGAGACCUCAACCCCAACAACAUCCUGCUCGACCACCAAGGUCAUGUUCAGCUUACUUAUUUCUGUAGCUGGAGUGAUGUGGAAGAAUCAUUUGACAAAGAGGCCUUUGCCAACAUGUACUGUGCACCAGAGGUUGGAGGCAUCAGUGAGGAGACCGCUGCGUGUGAUUGGUGGAGUUUGGGCGCCAUCCUGUUUGAGCUUCUGACAGGCAUGUCUCUGCUCCAUUGCCAUCCAGCGGGAAUCGGUCGCCACACGGCUCUCAACAUCCCUGAGUCUGUUUCAGAGGAGGCCAGAUCACUGCUGGAGCAGUUGCUCCAGUACAACCCAAUGGAGAGACUGGGAGCAGGAGUAGCAGGUGCAGAUGAUAUCAAAUCCCACCCCUUCUUUGCCAGAGUGGACUGGCCCAAGUAGAUGCUGCGCUGCGCGGGACUGUGGAAACCAGAGCAACACGUUGGGGAAACUGGCUGUGAACUCCUGUCAGACAGAACACAAACAGAUCUAAAGUAAAUCCACUUCUGUGCUCAGAUUUAUGUAUAUCUGCACAGAUCUCCCAUUUUGUGUGUGGUCAUUGGAUUUUUUUUUUUUUUUAAUUAAGUGUGCCAACCAGCAGUAUUACUUUCCUUGUAAAUUGCUUCUUUCUUUAUCUUAUAGAAGACUUGGCUUGUCAAUUUCGUGGUGCAGGGAACACGUAUCAUGUGUGGUGCAAUAAUUUAUACAGUAAAUGCUUGUAUGAGUGAUGAUCCACUAGAACAUUGCGUUUUUUGACUUUUACACUCCUCAAACAGUAGCUUUAAGCCAAAAUGACACGACUGAAAUUAAUAGGUGAAAUUUUUCUGUGUUUUCUCCGCAUUUAUGAAAUAAUGUAUUUCACCCAUUCAUACUGAUACAGGCUUAAAUCACCUUUGCUUUAGACCCAUGUGCAAUACGCUCAUUUUGUUGCCAUCUAAAACACUAUCAUUGCUCACACAGGUUGGCUGAUGACUCUGCCAACAGCGCCCAUUGAGAUUAAUGGAAGUGAGACGGGUUGAGCUUUUUAUUUGUUGCUAGGGUUGUGCUGCUCCGAUCUGGACAAUUUCUCAUUUGUAACAUCAUUAUUAAUUACAGCAAGAGAUGGACACUAUGCAAGGUGAACGAACAAAAUAUUAUGAGGCAGUAGAUGAGUAUUGUUGUGGAGUGAAGUAUUUAAUUAUAUUAAGAUUAUGGCUGGGAAAAGAGCCAGUUUAAUAUACAGCAUAGGCAUUCUCCCUGGGCUCAAAAUACAUCUUUGAAACUAGCCCUUUUUAUGAAUUGUAGUUAUUUUAUAUUAUGAAUAUCAGAGGAAACUCUGCACUAAACAACACUGCAUUUUGUGCUUGCAAGAAUAUGAUUUAUGUAAUACAUUUAAUACAAUGGAGAAAAUAAAUAAAUAAAUAGCGUCUUGUCUUGUAAAUACCCCUUUUAAAGGGCAUUGUGCUGAGUGAAUGCACAGGUGUCAAAGCUUCGAUUACGUCUCUGUCAGGCACUUACUGCCUCAUCAAUCAAAUCCUUUUUAUUUGAUUGUGUAGGUUUUAUAUUUGAGCAACACAUCUGCUAACUUGCCACACAGAUCUUAAAUGCUGAUUUUAUAAUAUCUAUACUGACUAAAAUGUAUGGUAACAGUUUCAUGGUUACAUUACAUGCCAUUUAUCACUUCUACUUAUAUAUCAAACGCAGCUUAAUACAUUUCUCUAACAGUACACAGAUAAUCACUCCACUGCACUGCGCUAUAAUACAUGUUGACUGACAGAUACCUUAAAUUACAAGGUCCAUAUUCCAUCUAUUAACCCUUUUUAUCAGACACAAAUCAAAGUGAGAUUUUCUUUCCUGUUUCUAUUAAAAGUUCACUCUUCUCUGUAUGUCAGUGCAGUCUGGAAAAC